This is a messenger RNA of Lactuca virosa, 2197 nucleotides long. The record is from the annotation of a GenBank genome assembly. Lineage: Eukaryota; Viridiplantae; Streptophyta; Magnoliopsida; Asterales; Asteraceae.
AUGUCUUCUUCAAGAAUAAACCUAGAAGAGUAUCUAAUCCCACUGGAGGAGAUCGUCUUGGCCACCCACAACUUCAGUUCCGAAACUGAGAUAGGACGUGGCGGAGCUAGUGUCAUCUUUGGAGGACAACUCUCUGAACGCUGGCAAAACCGCAAAGCUGCUUUCAAACGCUUAUAUCCUCAUGAUUUAUUCGGACAGCCUAAAUUUCUUAACUCGGUUGAGUUGAUCUGGAAUUUAAAUGAUCGCCCUACAAUGAACAUGGUCGUCAAAAGGAUUCAGGAGGCGCUGGAUAUCCAAAACCAUGAAGCUGCUUCAACCAUUACUGUAUCAAGCCAACAACAUCAAAGCCUUGAAAGCUUUGUAAUUCCACUCGAGGAGAUUGUCUUGGCCACCCAAAACUUUAGGGAUACUGUAGGUGGUGGGACCGGUAAUGUCUACAAAGGACAACUUUCGAAACGAUGGGGAAACCGCACAGCUGCCAUCAAACGCUUUCAUCAAGAUAAUGACCAAAAUAAGGAUUACUUUCGUAAUGACCUUAAGUUGGUUUCAAGUUUCCACCAUGAAAAUGUCAUUGGUUUUAUUGGUUAUUGUGACGAAGCCAAUGAGAUGAUUACAAUUUAUGAUUACGCUAUCAACGGAAGUGUUCAUCACCAUCUCUAUAAACCGGAAAUCAAUAAGAGCAAUUGCCUAACAUGGACAGAACGUCUGCACAUUUGCAUAGGGGCAGCAAGAGGACUUGAGUACCUUCACUCGGGUCUUUGGCAGGACACUAGAGUCAUUCACAGAAACAUACAAUUGACAAAUAUAUUGUUAGAUGAAAAUCUCCAAGCCAAAAUAAGCAAUUUUACUGUAUCACUAUUAGUAGACCGAAAUCAACCACAAGCUUAUGAUGACCUUCGUGCACGGAAUGGAUAUUACCAAGAUCCCAUAUAUGAUGAAAGUGGUCUCGUCAACACACAAUCAGACAUUUACUCAUUUGGGGUGGUAAUGCUAGAAAUGUUGAGUGGGACGGAAGCUUAUAAAAGAAGGACCAUUGGUGAUGGCCAACCACAGACACUCAUACAUUUGGUCCGACACCACUAUCAUGAAGGACUCGACAUAUUAAUUGAUCCUGUUAUACGCGAUCAAAUUAAUAUGCAUUCCUUCCGUGCGUUUAUUAAGAUUGUGUAUCGAUGCGUUAGUUUGAAGUUAGAGGAUCGGCCUACAAUGAAAAAGAUCAUCAAGCAAAUUGAGGAGGCACGGGAUAUUCAAAACUAUGAAGCAUCUUGUGCCUUAACCACACAAAGAGGCCAACAUCAAAACCUCGAAAUUUUUCGAAUUCCACUGAAGGAUAUCAACUUAGCCAUCAAAGACUUCAGUCAAGAAACUCCUAUCGGAGGUGGUGGAUAUGGUUCCACCACCGAAACAUCAUCCCUUUCGUCGGUUACUGUGAUGAAGGGGAACGCCCUACCAUGGAUAGAAUCAUCGACUGGAUCGAGGAUGCAAUGGAUUUUCAAGAAAAUGAAGUGUAGAAAGAUCAAAACUAGAAGACUUGUCGUUGUUGUGGCAGGUUCGGGACGAAGAAUUUCUUCAUGAACGCACGACUUCUUCUCCUUCAAUGACUUAUUCUUCUAUUAAAUUGAUGAUCUCCAACUCAAGCUCACACAUUUCAAAGACACAAGAGAUAUUUGAUGAUGCAAUCCCUUGUGGCUGUCUGUGGACAUCGUAAUCUAAUUUGGAUUUCAACAACGAAGACUAAUCUUGUAAAAAAAUUCAGGGUUUAUCCCAAGUGAAUGGUAAGUUUAACUGAAAGCUUUAUCAUGUCACUCUUAUUAAUUGGUUAUUUUCCCUUAAUUAAAUUUUAUCGGUAAUAUCUUGUCCCUCACCUACAAAUGACAAUUACCAUAAGGUGACAUUUGAACAAGUGUGUAGUUUGUUGGUGUUUUUUAUACAAAGCCUUAUUUGGAUGUAUUUUUUGAACAAUCCGGAUAAUUUUUUUUUUGAAUGGGUUUGAAACAUAGUUACACUACUAAGUCAUUUUCUUUUUUUUAUCAGUAAAGAGUUGUUUUUUCUGAUUGAGAGUUUACUAAUGGGAGUUACUUAUGAGAAACUAAUUUUGGUGCAAAUCGAGUUCCCGAUUUUUGUAAUUUGAUAUUCAAGAUGUUGACUAUCAGAAUUUUGAGCACUCUCUUCUUGGAAAAAAGAUUAUAUGAAAGGC